UUUAAUAAAUUAAUUUCAUUAGUCUCCAAACACAACCGUUUGCUUAAAUAAUAUGGCUCUUUCGGAUUCAAUGUAUUUGUUAAAGAUAGUUAUAAAUAACAUAAAAUGUUAUGCUCACUACAAAUCAUUGAAGUUAAGUGGUCAAUUUGCUAAUUUAUUCAACAUACCUUUAAAAUGCCCUGCAGUUAAGACUUAUUCGAAGAAAUUAAGAACAUACAAAGUAAAAAAAAGAAAUCAUUUAAAAGAGUUUAAGGCAUCUUUACCGAAAAUCAAAUCUAAUACGGGUCAAUCGUUUUUGAUAAUAAGCAAGUCAUCAGAGCUUAUUUCUCUAAUGAAAAAAUACCCUUUGGAAAUACAUGUUUGUAAGGAUAAUGACUUAUAUCAAACCUUUGGAUCAGCUUAUAUUCCAUGGAACAAUGAAUAUAUUAAAUAUUUAAAUAUGGACAUAAACUCAGUAUUACCAUCAGUGUACACUACAGGAGAAUAUAACAUAUAUGACGAACUAUCUUCAAAACGAAUUGCAUCAAUUGAUAUCACUUUAAAGCUAGCCCGCAUAAGUGAUACAUUAACCAACAAUCCCGAUACUUUUAUAAAUACAAGAAAAUAUGAAAUAGUUACUAAUGAAUAUCCAAUGGAUGUAUUUGCUAGGUCUUCAGCCAGCGAAUUAAAAGAAAACAAACUAUCAAUUAGUGCUGAACAAAUAACGAAAAAGCUAACUUUACAUAAGUCUGAAUCAUCUAGUGAUCUAGAUAUAACUAAAAAACAAAACAAAUCUGUUGUUUCGGUAAUGUCCUGUUUAUCUUUUGACUGCAAACAAAAAAACGCUCUUUAUCAGUAUAUCUUCGGAGAUCCCAAGGGAUCUUUUGGUAACAAAGUUUAUCAGGUGGGCUAUUUUAAAGUAGAAGCUAAUGCUUCUGGCCGAAGCUCACCAAAUACUAGCCCAAGUACCCAGAACUCAGAAAAUCCCAAAGAGGGGAAAAAUAAACUAACAUUUAAAAGAUGUAAUAUUGAAUGUAGUAAAAAGGAUACUAGUUCUUGUCCCGAUAGUGUUUGCACGUUAGAUUUACCCGAAGAAUUUGCUAAUCUAAGUCAUGAAAUAAAAUGUAAAGAACUUACAUGUAAUUUUAAAAAACAUAGAGAAAUACCACCGCCGCAUGAUGAUCGAAUUUUAUUAGAUAUUUCAAAUUUAAAAGCGACUUGUUGUUCUGAAUUAAAAGAAAAUGUAGAAGAAGUUGUAGGUGGAGUUAUAGCUAAGAUGAAAAUUGGACAUGAUAAUUGUUUUUGUACUUGUGAGUGUAGUUUAUUUAGUACGUUUACAAAAAAAACAACCUACUGUACAGUUUGUGGUGGAUAUGAAGUAGCAGGCUACGAUGUCAUUAACAAGGCAACGCAUGAAAAACCUACGCCAUGUCCAAUUUUUCAUAAACUAGUUGACAAAAAUAAAUUAAAAACUUGGAGCACAUCGGGUAGCGAGAGCAAGAAAAAAGGUGAUGACCAAAAAAGUAUAAAAGGGAGUCAAGGUCAAAAAGGUACAGCUGAUAAGCGCUCAGUAGUAAGUGAAAAGAAAAUCGUUGAAUCCGAGAAGGGCAAUAAGAUAAAAAAAGAUGAAAGGUUUCAAUUUAACUACGGCUACAAAGGUAUACCCCCCCAAAUUGGACACAGCAGAUGUGCUUUACCAUGUACAGGUACUUUAGACAAUGUUCCAAAGCGCAUGGGUUGGCUUUGGUCGGCUGAAAAUAUACCAGGGAUGAAGUUCCGUCCUUUGUGGAAGCCGGGGGCAAUUAAUAAACAUGUAUUGCGGCUACUACGGAUUGCGCGACAUCCAGAUCAAGCAAUAUCCAAAAAGAAAAGAAAAGAUACAGGGAAAAAGAAACGACCACUUAAACGACCUCUACUGGUGGUCCACAAAAAAGAUGGUGAAUUCAUUGUCACAAUGGAAACUAUGAAAACUUAUUUAAAACCAAGAGGACUAAAUCAACACCCAUACGAAGACAAACCAGUAUUAACAUAUGCAAUAGGCCGAACUGAAGAAGAAAAUCGUGAACGUUUGAAGAGAAAAGAACGUGAUCAGAGACGUCUUGAACGAGCUCAACGCCACUUUAUCCAAAGUACCUUUAGAGAUAUGUGCCAUGAAAUAUGUUUGAAAACAUAUCAACAAGCUCUUGGAAUAUUACCUAACGCUGAAGAUCCUGAAUGUAUGUGUUAUCCAGCAUUGCCAUCAGCUAGAGAUACAGACAUGGCUCUUUCAUGUUCUUGUUCUGAAGAUAAAUCAUCCGUGGUUGGUUCCGACACCGAUUUUGAUGAGUGGUUUGUCGAAUUUACACCUCCUAAUGCUACAUAUGAUCCGAUUUAUAAAGGUAAAAAAGUUUUAAAAGUAGACAUUGGUUCUCAGUAUUCAUAUUUAGACUACAGAGUAAAACUUGUUGAUAGAUUUGGAAAUCCAAUACCUAGAUUUUUCAAGGGUCCCGAUGGAAAACAACAGUGUAGUGAUUUAGGUGGUUUUUGGAGCCCAGAACAUAAGUGGUUGGAAAUAAAUGUAGAUGGGUACAUAGCACUAGAUGGUAAAUGGGCUCCAAUGACUUUUAUAGGACCAAGUGGUGAACAAUUGGAAGCUGAAACAGGAAAGUUUCAAGCGACGAACGGUAAAUGGUUAGUAGUUGGAGUUGAUGGUUUCGUUGAUAGUCAAGGUAACUGGAAAUUUUAUCCUAAAGCUAAAGAAUCAAUAAAAAAGAGAUAUGGUGCUCCUACCAAUAAAGGAAAAGGGAGAACAGACGAUAAAACAGUACGAAAACCUGGAUAUAAAUCGGAUGUGUGGAGUUGUUUUGGUGACGCAUCCCCUAAGAAGCUAUCGGAGUUAGGAAUAGUUGGUCACGGUGGAGAUAGAAAAUUGUUAUUAAUGAAGUUGCAAAAAAUAUUAGCAGGUGGAGAAUAUGUAAGAGUGCCUCAACCGCCGACAGUUGAUCAUUUACCGACUUCAAAAAAAGCAAGAAAAAAAGGAAAGCGUAUGUUUUCUCGAAGUUUUCAAGAAGGGUAUAAAUGCCAUCAUCCUGUACCAUCAGAAAAAGGAAUAAUUGCCGUGGAUGAUCAUGGAAAUAAAACUUAUUUCAAAUUGAGGAACUAUAACAAUAAGCGGCCCAAGGACCGUAUGGCUUCACUCACUGAACAGGGCAUAAGUCUUAGCUCAUUCCACGUUCCGUGUUUCCAUUCUUUUAUAAAUUCAGAAGUAGUUAAACAACAACAAAGAGAUAGAAUACUCGCGCUUUCUAAGAGAAAUGUGGCGACACAGCUUGAAUGAAUGUCGGCUUAAACCAGUAGUUUUAAUAUUUAUUUGGUAUUCCUUAUAGGAAUUGUGGUGUAUAAUCUAAUGUUAUGAUGUUUUAAGUGCAAGUUUAUUUAUUUGGUACUGUGCUAAGUUAAAUUUUGUAACGUUAUGUAACU
This is a messenger RNA of Pararge aegeria (speckled wood butterfly), 3438 nucleotides long. RefSeq lists its product as uncharacterized. The transcript has 3 exons. NCBI's taxonomy places the organism in Eukaryota, Metazoa, Arthropoda, Insecta, Lepidoptera, Nymphalidae. Bases 53 to 3295 code for a protein of 1080 amino acids. The record is from RefSeq and is a predicted model, not a curated record.